AUGGUGGGUUGGUGUGCUGUACCGGGUUGUAACACACAGGAAGAUGAAGAUAUUCUUUAUCAUUGCUUGCCGGCGAAUGAUAUGCAAAGAUGCAGACGAUGGUUAGCAGCUAUACAAAAGGAUGUCAAUUUACCAGUGGAAAGGCAUAAACAUUUCUUAGUGUGCGAACACCACUUCAGACCAGAGGAAUAUGAAAGGGAUUUGAUGGGUGCCAAACAUAAGAAAAAGCUCAAAUCCACCGCGAUUCCCACCAUAUUUCCAUGGACUGAUGACAUUUUGAAGAGAAUUCAGCCACACCGAAAAAAUGUGAAUGCGGCCGGAAGUGGUAUGUUGCUGGUAGGUUUGCGAAUUUCCCUGAGAAACACUGCCACCAAAACUGAACGUUAGCGCCCCCAUUAUGCAAAAUUCGGCUAGCUAAACAGCUAGUUUUUUCCCAAAGCCUCAAUUUCCCAAUAUUGGGGACCAAUGAAAAUGUAUAAUAUCUGUGUCAUAGUUUCAUAAUCAAAUAUCACAUGCCAGGGCAGUUUAUCAACUACAAUGCUUGCAAUGUAGUACUUGUAACCAUACUAGUGCAGUGUUGUGAUGCAGGUCUGAUUCAUAUAGGUAAACAUGUAGCGUCAUAGAACUAGGAAUUAGAAUAAUAGAAUGGACAAACUACACUACAUACAAAGGUAUGUGGACAUCUGCUCGUCGAACAUCUCAUUCCAAAAUCAUGGGCAUUUAAUAAUAUAAUAAUAAUAAUAUGCCACUUAGCAGACACUUUUAUCCAAAGCGACUUACAGUCAUGCGUGCAUACAUUUUUUGUGUAUGGGUGGGCCCGGGGAUCGAACCCACUACCCUGGCGUUACAAGCGCCGUGCUCUACCAGCUGAGCUACAGAGGACCUCCAUUUAAUAUGGAGUUGGUCCCCCUUUUGCAGCUACAACAGCCUCCACUCUUCUGGGAAGGCUUUCUACUAGAUGUUGGAACAUUGCUGCAGGGACUUGCUUCCAUUCAGCCACAAGAGCAUUAGUGAGGUCGGGCACUGAUGUUGGGCGAUUAGGCCUGGCUCGCAGUCGGCGUUCCAAUUCAUCCCAAAGGUGUUCAAUAGGGUUGAGGUCAGGGCUCUGUGCAGGCCAGUCAUGUUUUUCCACACCUUGAGGGUUUAUGACACAGCCCCUCUAGCAAUUUAAGACGAUCUCUAUGGAGAAUGACCUCUGUGUUAUGACACCUCUCUGUCCUUUUCUCUUGUCUCCAUUGUAGAGUGCAGUUGGCAGAAUCGGUGCCAAACCAAAAGGUGAGCCUGCCACAACAACAACAGGAGCAGCAUCCCGGAUGUCAACAUCAGUGGUCCAACAACCUGCUGUAGUUCCUGUUGCUUUUUCACCGCAGACUGUGAAGGUCAGACUGCAGCCUCUUGUGGUAUCCAGGGGGAAGUUUCCCCUAGGUACAGAUCUAGGAUCAGCUUCCCCUCCCCCAAUCCUAACCAUAACCAUAAUUGGGGAAAAUGCAGAACUUACACAAGCUCAUCGUCCAGCGGCAACUUCAACCCUAUGUAACCGGUAUGAAAUGGCUAGCUAGUUAGCGGUGCGCGCUAGUAGCAUUUCAAUCGGGUGACGUCACUCGCUCUGAGACCUUGAAGUAGUUGUUUCCCUUGCUCUGCAAGGGCCGCGGCUUUUGUGGAGUGACGGGUAACGGUACUUCGAGGGUGACUGUUGUCGAUGUGUGCAGAGGGUCCCUGGUUCAAGCCCAGGUAGGGGCGAAGAGAGGGACGGAAGCAACACUGUUACACCUACACCCUCUUGCUCAUAUGCAUUUACCAUCACUCCUCUAAAAAUAUGCUUAGAAUGCCCAGUGUUGCAGAUGUGAUCUGUGUAAAAUAUGGUAGCACGCAUGGAGAAUGACCGCUGUGUUAUGACACCUCUCUGUCCUUUUCUCUUGUCUCCAUUGUAGAGUGCAGUUGGCAGACUCGGUGCCAAACCAAAAGGUGAGCCUGCCACAACAACAACAGGAGCAGCAUCCCGGAUGUCAACAUCAGUGGUCCAACAACCUGCUGUAGUUCCUGUUGCUUUUUCACCGCAGACUGUGAAGGUCAGACUGCAGCCUCUUGCUCACAUGCAUUUGCAAUAAGUCCCCCCAAAAUAUGCUUAGAAUGCACAGUGAAAAACUCAAAUAAUGGCAAUGGAAAACAUAAAAUUAAUAACUACAGCAAUCCUUUAAAUUGACCACAAAAAAAUAUUAAAUACUUAAGAUGCUUAAUAAGUGACAACAAAUAUAAAGAUAAUUUUAUUCCAUUACUCAACUCUAUGAAAGUAGAUCUAAUUAAAUUGAAUAAUCUUCCAAUAAAUCUUCCAGGUAAAUUAAACCUCUUUUAGAAUGGUUGUUGUAUUUAUUUUAGAUAAUCCCAACUACCCCACCAAAGACAUUCUUUAAAAUGUAUACUCGGUCAUAAGACUUUAUAUGGGAAAAUACAAUUCAUAGAAUAAAAAGGAAAGUUUGACAUCUAAGUCUGAGGGUGGUUUUAACCUUCCAGACUUGGAAUUGCAUCAACUCGCUACCCAGGGCUUUUACUAGCGACAUAUAAAUGCAUUAAAGAGGAACAAUGGGAACAUAUUGAAGAUGCGCAUUCUCAUCCCCAGAAUCGUUUUAAGUGUACAUUUUUCAAAGGAUGAAGCUAAAAACAUUAACAACUUCAUAGUUAAGGACACUGUAACAAAAUGGAAGAAAAUGAAACGUAUUCUACAAACAAAUAUCACUUCCGGAAAACACAACCUUAUGGAACCAUCCUUGGAUAGCAUUUCAGAUUUCACAGAUAAAUUGGUCCACAUAGAAAACUAAAGGCAUAGAAAACCGUAAAUAACUUGGUAACAGCAAAUACAUGUAUUUAUUUCCAUGACAGAAUUAAAAAGUAAUUUUGGCCUGACUAAUGUAGAUAGUUUAAAUACAUGCAACUUAAAAGUUGAAUCUGCAAUAGGUAAGCAGCUUGGUUUUAAGAAAUCAACUGUGGGAGCAAUUAUUAGGAAAUGGAAGACAUACAAGACCACUGAUAAUCUCCCUCGAUCUGGGGCUCCACGCAAGAUCUCACCCCGUGGGGUCAAAAUGAUCACAAGAACGGUGAGCAAAUAUCCCAGAACCACACAGGGGGACCUAGUGAAUGACCUGCAGAGAGCUGGGACCAAAGUAACAAAGCCUACCAUCAAUAACACACUACGCCGCCAGGGACUCAAAUCCUGCAGUGCCAGACGUGUCCCCCUGCUUAAGCCAGUACAUGUCCAGGCCCGUCUGAAGUUUGCUAGAGUGCAUUUGGAUGAUCCAGAAGAGGAUUGGGAGAAUGUCAUAUCAGAUGAAACCAAAAUAGAACUUUUUGGUAAAAACUCAACUCGUCGUGUUUGGAGGACAAAGAAUGCUGAGUUGCAUCCAAAGAACACCAUACCUACUGUGAAGCAUGGGGGUGGAAACAUCAUACUUUGGGGCUGUUUUUCUGCAAAGGGACCAGGACGACUGAUCCGUGUAAAGGAAAGAAUGAAUGGGGCCAUGUAUCGUGAGAUUUUGAGUGAAAACCUCCUUCCAUCAGCAAGGGCAUUGAAGAUGAAACGUGGCUGGGUCUUUCAGCAUGACAAUGAUCCCAAACACACCGCCCGGGCAACGAAGGAGUGGCUUCGUAAGAAGCAUUUCAAGGUCCUGGAGUGGCCUAGCCAGUCUCCAGAUCUCAACCCCAUAGAAAAUCUUUGGAGGGAGUUGAAAGUCUGUGUUGCCCAGCGACAGCCCCAACACAUCACUGCUCUAGAGGAGAUAGGAAUGGGCCAAAAUACCAGCAACAGUGUGUGAAAACCUUGAAGACUUACAGAAAAUGUUUGACCUGUGUCAUUGCCAACAAAGGGUAUAUAAAAGUAUUGAGAAACUUUUGUUAUUGACCAAAUACUUAUUUUCCACCAUAAUUUGCAAAUAAAUUCAUUAAAAAUCCUACAAUGUGAUUUUCUGGAAUUUUUCUCUCUCAUUUUGUCUGUCAUAGUUGACGUGUACCUAUGAUGAAAAUUACAGGCGCCUCUCAUCUUUUUAAGUGGGAGAACUUGCACAAUUGGUGGCUGACUAAAUACUUUUUUCCCCCACUGUAAAUGUACUUUUAAUCUGUCUGUCUGCAUAUUUCAAGACAUGUCAUAUGAGGAUGUAGUGAGAUACCCGGUGGGUUGGACGAUUCUCUUUUCAUCACUCGCCUUAAAAAACGUAUACUAAAAACUUGGAAAUCAAUCAAUCCUCCAUCGUUAACACAAUGAAAAAAUCGAAUGAUUAUUGAAAUAUUGAAAGUGCGUGGGCUAGGGAGAGAAACAAAAUGGUGCAGUUUCAGGCCAUGUGGCAAACAAUAAUGCAGGGUCUGGGCAUGGGGGUCUGGGCAUGGGGGUCUGGGCAUGCGGGAAUGACCGCUGUGUUAUGACACCUCUCUGUCCUUUUCUCUUGUCUCCAUUGUAGAGUGCAGUUGGCAGACUCGGUGCCAAACCAAAAGGUGAGCCUGCCACAACAACAACAGGAGCAGCAUCCCGGAUGUCAACAUCAGUGGUCCAACAACCUGCUGUAGUUCCUGUUGCUUUUUCACCGCAGACUGUGAAGGUCAGACUGCAGCCUCUUGUGGUAUCCAGGGGGAAGUUUCCCCUAGGUACAGAUCUAGGAUCAGCUUUAAGCUUGGGCGGUGGCUUGCGAAAGUAUUCACUCCCCUUGGCAUUUUUCCUAUUUUGUUGCCUUACAACCUGGAAUUAAAAUGGAUUUUUGGGGGGUUUGUAUCAUUUGAUUUAUACAACAUGCCUACCACUUUGAAGAUGUAAACAUUUUUUGUGUGUGAAACAAACAAGAAAUAAGACAACAAAACAGAACUUGAGCGUGCUUAACUAUUCACCCCCCCAAAUCAAUACUUUGUAGAGCCACCUUUUGCAGCAAUUACAGCUGCGAGUCUCUUGGGGUAUGUCUCUAUAAGCUUGGCACAUCUAGCCACUAGGAUCUUUGCCCAUUCUUCAAGGCAAAACUGCUCCAGCUCCUUCAAGUUGGAUGGGUUCCGCUGGUAUCCAGCAAUCUUUCAUUCAUACCACAGAUUCUCAAUUGGAUUGAGGUCAGGGCUUUGACUAGGCCAUUCCAAGACAUGUAAAUGUUUCCCCUUAAACCACACGAGUGUUGCUUUAGCAGUAUGCUUAGGGUCAUUGUCCUGCUGGAAGGUGAACCUCCGUCUCAGUCUCAAAUCUCUGGAAGACUGAAACAGGUUUCCCUCAAGAAUUUCCCUGUAUUUAGCACCAUCCAUCAUUCCUUAAAUUCUGACCAGUUUCCCAGUCCCUGCCGAUGGAAAAACAUUCCCACAGCAUGAUGCUGCCACCACCAUGCUUCACUGUGGGGAUGGUGUUCUCGGGGUCAUGAGAGGUGUUGGGUUUGCACCAGACAUAGCGUUUCUCCUUGAUGGCCAAAAAGCUAAAUUUUAGUCUCAUCUGACCAGAGUACCUUCUUCCAUAUGUUUGGGGAGUCUCCCACAUGCCUUUUGCCGAACAUUUACAUUUUUUACAUUUUAGUCAUUUAGCAGACACUCUUAUCCAGAGCGACUUACAGUUAGUGAAUACAUAUUUUUUUAUACAGGCCCCCCGUGGGAAUUGAACCCACAACCCUGGCGUUGCAAACGCCAUGCUCUAUCAACUGAGCUACAUCCCUGCCGGCCAUUCCCUCCCCUACCCUGGACGACGCUGGGCCAAUUGUGCGCCGCCCAUGAGUCUCCCGGUCGCGGCCGGCUGCGACAGAGCCUGGAUUCGAACCAGGAUCUCUAGUGGCACAGUUAGCUCUGCGAUGCAAUGCCUUAGACCACUGCGCCACUCAGGAGGACUGUUUGCUUAUUUUUUUCUUUAAGCAAUGGCUUUUUUCUGGCCACUCUUCCGUAAAGCCCAGCUCUGUGGGGUGUACGGCUUAAAGUGGUCCUAUGGACAGAUACUCCAAUCUCCGCUGUGGAGCUUUGCAGCUCCUUCAGGGUUAUCUUUGGUAUCUUUGUUGCCUCUCUGAUUAAUGCCCUCCUUGCCUGAUCCGUGAGUUUUGGUGGGCAGCCCUCUCUUGGCAGGUUUGUUGUGGUGCCAUAUUCUUUCCAUUUUUUAAAUAAUGGAUUUAAUGGUGGGAUGUUCAAAGUUUCUGAUUUUUUUAUAACCCAACCCUGAUCUGUACUUUUAAUAUAAUCUCUGACCUGAUCUAGUCCCUGACCUGUUUGGAGAGCUCCUUGGUCUUCAUGGUGCCGCUUGCUUGGUGGUGCCUCUUGCUUAGUGGUGUUGCAGACUCUGGGGCCUUUCAGAACAGGUGUGUGUGUGUGUGUGUGUGUGUGUAUAUAUAUAUAUACACUGUGAUCAUGUGACAGAUCAUGUGACACUUAAAUAAAGUCCACCUGUGUGCAAUCUAACUAAUUAUGUGACUUCUGAAGGUAAUUGGUUGCACCAGAUCUUAUUUAGGGGCUUCAUAGCAAAGGGGGUGAAUACAUAUGCACGCAACACUUUUCCGUUAUUAAUUUUUUUGAAUUACAUUUACAUUUACAUUUUAGUCAUUUAGCAGACGCUCUUAUCCAGAGCGACUUACAGGAGCAAUUAGGGUUAAGUGCCUUGCUCAAGGGCACAUUUACGUCAUUUAGCAGACGCUCUUAUCCAGAGCGACUACAAAUUGGUGCAUUCACCCUAUAGCCAGUGGGAUAACCACUUUAAAAUUAUACUUUUUUUUUUUUGGGGGGGGGGGGGGGGGGGGGGGGGGGGUAGAAGGAUUACUUUAUCCUAUCCCAGGUGUUCCUUAAAGAGGUGGGGUUUCAAAUGUCUCCGGAAGGUGGUGAGUGACUCCGCUGUCCUGGCGUCGUGAGGGAGCUUGUUCCACCAUUGGGGUGCCAGAGCAGCGAACAGUUUUGACUGGGCUGAGCGGGAACUAUGCUUCCGCAGAGGAAGGGGAGCCAGCAGGCCAGAGGUGGAUGAACGCAAUGCCCUCGUUUGGGUGUAGGGACUGAUCAGAGCCUGAAGGUACGGAGGUGCCGUUCCCCUCACUGCUCCAUAGGCAAGCACCAUGGUCUUGUAACGGAUGCGAGCUUCAACUGGAAGCCAGUAGAGUGUGCGGAGGAGGGGGGUGACGUGAGAGAACUUGGGAAGGUUGAACACCAGACGGGCUGCGGCAUUCUGGAUGAGUUGUAGGGGUUUAAUGGCACAGGCAGGGAGCCCAGCCAACAGCGAGAAUUGUUUGAAACAAGUUAUUUUUUCAUUUCACUUCACCAAUUUGGACUUUUUUGUGUAUGUCCACUACAUGAAAUCCAAAUCCAAAUCCAUUUAAAUUACAGGUUGUAAUGCAACAAAAUAGGAAAAAUGCCAAGGGGGAUGAAUACUUUUGCAAGGCACUGUACCAUAUAAACCGUAUACCGGGUAUAUGGAAAUAGCCACAGGAUGUUUUUUCAAUACUGUAUUAACAUGUUUUUCAAUACAUUUUUAUAUUUGUAGCUACUUAUUAAGUAAAUACCUGCAGUCAGCUUGUGCAAUACAUUAGGAGAUGAAGCAGAUCGCGUUCUUCAUUUCACCACAUUAUUUUACAUUAUGAAGUUUACCGUAGUUCCCCAGAACAGUUGAGCCAGUCACAUGUGUUUGUAAAUAUCACAACGGGAGAAAGCAGGAUCAGGUGAGUCCAGCUGUGUAUUGACAGGGGUCGCGUUUUGUAUUGAAAGUCAACAGUGUUUUUUUGCUUCAAUAGAGUGAUAAGGGACGUGCAACGAUAGUUUUCCUUCACUGAAAAUACAUUAGUGCAACACAUUCGGCAGAGAAUAGCUUCAUUUUCAUCAGAUGACAACAGAAGUGCAACGCUAUUUAGCUGGCAGCCACACAAGUAAAUGAGCUUACAAUGAAAAAGCAAGGUAUUUUUUGCAAAAACGAUGCAUGGGCAUCAUAUUUCCCAAUGUUUUGCUUAAAGUUAAUCUGGUAUUUUACCUGAGAAAAGAACUGGAAAAAAGGAGGAGCUACACAUCAGUCAGUUGUUUUGCUGAUAGAAUGAAAACCCGUUUGUGAAUUCCCAUCCUAGUGGAGAAGUGCUUCUGAAGCACAAAAUGUGUCUGAGCAGAAAUUACACUGACCAAAAAAUAUAAAACGCAACAUGUAAAAUGUUGGUCCCAUGUUUCAUGAGCUGAAAUAAAAUAUCCUACUAUUUUCCAUAUGCACAAAAAGCUUAUUUAGCUCAGAUUUUGUGCACGAAUUUGUUUACAUCCCUGUUGGUGAGCAAUUCUCCUUUGCCAAGAUAAUCCAUCCACCUGACAGCUGUGUCAUAUCAAGAAGCUGAUUAAACCGCAUGAUCAUUACACAGGUGCACCUUGUGCUGGGGACAAUAAAGGCCACUCUAAAAUGUGCAAUUUUGUCACACAACACAAUGUCACAGAUAUUUCAAGUUUUGAGGGGGCGUGCAAUUGGCAUGCUGACUGCAGGAAUGUCCACCAGAGCUGUUGCCAGAAAAUGUAAUGUUAAUUUCUCUACCAUAAACCACCUUCAACGUUGUAUUAGAGAAUUUGCCAGUACGCCUAACAGGCCUCACAACCGCAGACCAUGUGUAACCACGCCAGCCCAGGACCUCCACAUCCGGCUUCUUCACCUGCUGGAUCAUCUGAGACCGGACAGCUGAUCAAACUGUGGGUUUGCACAACUGAAUAAUUUCUGCACAAACUGUUAGAAACCGUCUCAGGGAAGCUCAUCUGCAUGCUCGUCGUCCUCACCCUCACCAUGGUCUUGACAAAUGCUCACCUUCGACGAUGGCCACUGGCAUGCUGGAGAAGUGUGCUCUUCACAGAUGAAUCCCGGUUCAACUGUACCGGGCAGAUGGCAGACCAUAUAUGGCUGUAUGGUGUUGUGUGGGCGAGCGUUGUGAACAGAGUUCCCCAUGGUGGCGGUGGGGUUAUGGCAUGGGCCAGCAUAAGCUAUGGACAACAAACACAAUUGCAUUUUAUCUAUGGCAAUUUUAAUGCACAGAGAUAGCGUGACGAGAUCCUGAGGUCCAUUGUCGUGCCAUUCAACUGCCGCCAUCACCUCAUGUUUCAGCAUAAUAAUGCACGACCCCAUGUCGCAAGAAUCUGUACACAAUUCCUGGAAGCUGAAAAUGUCCCAGUUCUUCCAUGGCCUGCAUACUCACCAGACAUGUCACCCAUUGAGCAUGUAGGAGAGCGUGUUCCAGUUCCCGCCAAUAUCCAGCAACUUCGCACUGCCAUUGAAGAGGAGUGGGACAACAUUCCACAGGCCACAAUCAACAGCCUGAUCAACUCUAUGCGAAGGUGAUGUGUCACGCUGCAUGAGACAAAUGGUGGUCACACCAGAUACUGACUGGUUUUCUGAUCCACGUCGUUCCUACUUAAAAAAAAAAAUUAUAUCUGUGACCAACGGAUGCAUAUCUGUAGUCACAGUCAUCUGAAAUCCAUAGAUUAGGACAUCCAUUAGUUUAUUUCAAUUGACUGAUUUCCUUAUAUGAACUGUAACUCAGUCAAAUCUUUGAAAUUGUUACAUUUUGCGUUUUAUAUUUUUGUUCAAUGUACAAUAAGAAGCAUUUUAGGUCUUCGUUUACAAAACGCAGAAAGUUAUUUCUUAUGGGUUUUCUUAUUUUUUCCUGUGUGAAAAACGCGACGCCUACGUUUAACCUGCUAGUUAUCUAUAUUGAACAAAAAUAAAACACAACGUGACAAUUUGAACAAUUUUACUGAGUUAGUCCCCAGCACCUGUGUAUUGAUCAUGCUGUUUAAUCAGCUUCUUGAUAUGCCACACCUGUCAGAUGGAUGGAUUAUCUUGGCAAAGGAGAAAUGCUCACUGGCAGGGAUAUAAACAAAAUUGUGCACAUAAUUUGAAAGAAAUAAGCUUUGUGCGUACGGAAAAUUUCUGGGGUCUUUUAUUUCAGGUCUUGAAACAUGGGACCAACACUUUACAUGUUGCGUUUCUAUUUUUGUUCAGUGUAAGUAAGUGGCUGAAUUAAUAAAGGUGACGUGGCACCAUAUUGUGUUAGCUUUCUGCCGUAAUUUAGAAGUCAAAGCCCUUUGGAUGAGAUACCUGUACAGCUGCCACUGCUAUCUUUUCAUUUUUCAUAUUUAGCUAGCAGCCUCCAUGGAAGUUACUUGGGCUAAUUUUGUUAGCAUUCUGGUAAUAGACUCCCAAUGGACUUUUUAGCGUUUCUUGGCGCCCCCUUGUGUACUAAACCGGUAAUACAGUAAAUCCUGGGAUGUGUGAAGUACAGUAUGAUGAUAUGAAAAUCUGGAUAACACCCAAUCAGCUUCUCCAAUCCUAACCUUAACUAGAAUAGUGGAAAAUGCAGAAUUUACAACAUAUCAGCUCCCAGGGGCAACUUCAACCCUACACCCUCUUGCUCAUAUGCAUUUACCAUCAUUCCUCUAAAAAUAUGCUUAAAGUGCAUAUUGUUGCAGGUGUGAUCUGUGUAAAAUAUGGUAGCACGCAUGGAGAAUGACCGCUGUGUUAUGACACCUCUCUGUCCUUUUCUCGUCUCCAUUGUAGAGUGCAGUUGGCAGACUCGGUGCCAAACCAAAAGGUGAGCCUGCCACAACAACAACAGGAGCAGCAUCCCGGAUGUCAACAUCAGUGGUCCAACAACCUGCUGUAGUUCCUGUUGCUUUUUCACCGCAGACUGUGAAGGUCAGACUGCAUGCUCGUGUAUAUGCAUUUGCAAUGAGUCCCCCAAAAAGAUGCUUAGAAUUAUGGUAGAAAAUUCCCAGGUUUUCCAGAAAUCCCGGUAUGAGGUUUCCAGGAUUUCCUGCUUAUUCCCUCUUGAUUCUGUGAAUCUUCCACCUAGGAUUUCUGGAAAAAACCCGGAAAUAUUGGGAAAGUUAAUGGAAUUUUUUCUUAGAAUAUAUAGUGUUGUGUUGCAGAUCUGAUAUUCUUGAAGCAUGGUAGCAUGCAUGGAAAAUGUGACAACUCUCCCCCUUUGCUCCACUCCACAUUGUAGAGUGCAGUUGACAGACUUGCUAGUGGGCAGAUGACAGCAAGAGCAGCAUCCUGGAGGUAUCAAACUUAUAAAGAUGCAAAAGUGAGUAUGGUACUGUUAAGAUAAUUUAUUAACUAACUAUUUCAGUGUCUCUGUGCGUCUCCCAAAAGAUUGUAAGGCUUUUGGAUCAAGAAACGGACAGAGCCUUAGUGCAAUAGCCAGGUCUUUAUUCAGAGAAUUCUGUUAUCACAAUUUCAGGGUCCAUCUUUUAUACACACACGUCAUACAAAAAUCCCACACCUCUUUAGGCGGGCUGUAGUUUUCCACUUGAAAACUGCUCUCCUGACCAUCAGGUCACACACACACACACACACAUACAUACACACACACGUUCUUAUCAUAGUCUCGCUCCUCCCUAAAUUGGGAGGCCUCUUUAUCUUGGUUUCUCAGUUGUCUGUAGACAGUUCUCCUUGUCCUUUGUUGUCUGGUCUAACUCCUACUCACAUUGCUAAAUAGUAACACAAUGUCAUAAUCUUUACUGGUCCUACACUCACACAUUACCAGGUAGUAGAUUCUAACACAUCUCACACAGUUUCGGAGUGUAAUAAUUAGUCACUACUAAGAAAGUACUAAUCAUACUUAAAAACAAGAACAUUUCACAACUAUAUUUAAGGGUGGAACAUUUAGUCAUUACUUUUAACCUGUAUAUAUUUUAAUUUCUAUAUCAGGUACAAAAAUCUACAAAAUGACUAAUUCCAUCCACAAUCCUGUUCACCUUUCUUCUGAUCUGUGUGGACGGAAAAUGUGCAACUACAUCUUUCUUAUGGCCCUUUAUUUUAAUGUAGGUCAGUUUUCGAGUUGGCUCAUCACUACGAACCAGAGUACUUACGGGACCGUGGGAGGCAGUUGCAGAUAAUUUAGUGCGGGGUCGUUUCAAAGCUAUCCCCAGAAACCUAAUGGCAAUCCCUGGCCUGGGCCAUGCGAUGUUGGAGGAAGUGCUGAAGUUGGUAACUAAAGAAUGCGUCACCUUAGUUUCUAUGCGCUUCAACUCCGUCCUACGCCAGACUAGUCCCCUUUCACUUAAAACCUUCAACUGGACCACUGUGACUGACGAGUGGAAGACCUCGGCGCCGACCUUCCUCAGUUUUCUGUCCGCUAGCUCAGCUACAGCGUCCUUGAAUCCAAAUACAACCAAAUCAGCUAAAAGUUCCAUGGUGGCCAUGGCUGGCGCCUUACUACUUAGGGCUCGCUCAAAGAAUAUGUGUGCACCCAUGUACAGGACCUCAAUGUUGCUACGGCAAGGACGAACCAGGACCAGAUGCCAAAACAAGCUUGCAAAAAUGGGAGUUUGUGUUUCAAGUCACAGUAGCUUAACAAAGAGGAGAGAAAUUACACUUUCCUAUGAUAAAGACUUUGCUGCCUGCCAUACCCGGACCGCUAUUGAAGACCAACCAAUAAGCCCACCGACCAGCCCACCUCAUCCAGUGGUGAGUAGAGAUGAACAUCCGGUAUGUUUUCCUACAUACAGUGCCUUCAGAAAAUAUUCACACCACUUGACUUUUUCCCACAUUUUGUUGUGUUACAGCCUGAAUUUAAAAUUGAUUAAAUUGAGAUUUUGUGUCACUGGCCUACACACAAUACCUCAUAACGUCAAAGUGGAAUGAUGUUUUUAAUUUUUGUUACAAAUUAAUUAAAAAUGAAAAGCUGAAAUGUCUUGAGUCAAUAAGUAUUCAACCCCUUUGUUAUAGCAAGCCUAAAUAAUAUUUAACUAUUGCUUCACAAGUCACAUAAUAAGUUGCAUGGACUCACUCUGUGUGCAAUAAUAGUGUUUAACAUGAUUUUUUUAUGACUACCUCAUCUCUGUACCCCACACAUUGAAUUAUCUGUAAGGUCCCUCAGUCGAACAGUGAAUUUCAAAACACAGAUUCAACCAUAGACCAGGGAGGUUUUCCAGUGCCUCGCAAAGAAGGGCACCUAUUGGUAGAUGGGUAAAAAUAAAUUGACAUUUAAUAUCCCUUUGAGCAUGGUGAAGUUAUUAAUUACACCUUGGACGGUGGGAUUUCACCAUGAGGUCAAUGGUGACUUGAAAACAGUUACAGAGUUGAAUGGCUGUGAUAGGAGAAAACUGAGGAUGGUUCAACAACAUUGUAUUUACUCCACAAUACUAACCUAAUUGACAGAGUGAGAAGAAGGAAGCAUGUACAGAAUAAAAAUAUUCCAAAACAUGCAUCCUGUUUGCAACAAGGCACUAAAGUAAUACUGCAAAAAAUGUGGCAAAGCAAUUCACUUUUUGUCCUAAAUACAAAGUGUUAUGUUUGGGGCAAAUCCAAUCCAAUACAACACAUCACUGAGUACCACUCUUCAUAUUUUCAACCAUGGUGGUGUCUGCAUCAUGUUAUGGGGGUAUGCUUGUCAUCGGCAAGGACUAGGGAGUUUUUUUUAGGAUAAAAGGAAACGGAAUAGAGCUAAGCACAGGCAAAAUCCUAGAGGAAAACCUGGUUAUCUCCUUUCCAACAGACACUGGUAGACAAAUUCAACUUUCAGCAGGACAACAAUCUAAAACACAAGGCCAAAUCUACACUGGAGUUGCUUACCAAGAAGACAUUGAAUAUUCCUGUGUGGCCUAGUUACAGUUUUGACUUAAAUCGUCUUGAAAAUCUAUGGCAAGACUUGAAAAUGGCUGUCUAGCAAUUAUCAACAACUAACACUUGACAGAGCUGGAAGAAUCUUAAAAAUAAUAAUUUGCAAAUAUUGUACAAUCCUUGUGUUCAAAGCUCUCAGAGCACGUGUCAAACUCAUUCCACGGAGGGUCGAGUGUCUGCGGGUUUUCACUCCUCCCUUGUACUUAAUUGAUGAAUUAAGGUCACUGAUUAGUUAGGAAUUCUCCUCACCUGGCUGUCUAGGUCUUAAUUGGACACAUUAGAAGGAGAAACCAAAAACCAGCAGACACUCGGCCCUCCAUGGAAUGAGUUUGACACCCCUGUCUUAGAGACUUACCCAGAAAGACUCACAGCUGUAAUCGCUGCCAAAGGUGAUUCUAACAUGUAUUGACUCAGGGGUGUGAAUACUUAUGUAAAUGAGAUUUCUGUGUUUAAUUUUCACUAAAUUUGCAAACAUUUCUAAAAACAUGUUUUCACUUUGUCGUUAUGGGGGAUUGUGUGUACAUGGGUGAGAUAUAUAAAAAUAUUGAAUCAAUUUAGAAUUCAGGCUGUAACACAACAAAAUGUGGAAUAAGUCAAGGGGUAUGAAUACUUUCUGAAGGCGCUGUAGAUAGUUGUAGCAUGAUUCCAUAGUGUCAGUCAAGACUUAACUUAUUCAGGACCCUUCCAUCAUGACUGUACUUUCUAAUGUCAGGAUGACUUGGUGGAACAUUCCUGUGUGGCUUAACCCGCCAACUAAAAUGGCGUUUUUAGAGUUGUGGCGAUAUUGCGAUACUCAAUGUUUUUCAAAAGAAAACACGAAGCAUGCCAAACUCUUUGGUCCUUUUAAACCUGCUUUAUGUCAAAGUGUGUUCAUCUUUUGUUUCCUUGCCACGAUACUUCUGAGUAUCGCGAUACUAAUAUCGUCACAACCCUAGUAGUUUUGCUUACACCUGUGACAGUGACUGAGGAGUGCUUGAUUUAGUUGGGAGUUCAGUUUUCACUUUUGGGACUAUUCCAUUGGUUCCUUCCGUUGCACUGGUUAAUAACUGCACAUUAUGUUCUAAAUUUAUACAGAUGACACCUUUGUCACCGGAGGAUGGAGAUCCCGGUUGCUCUGGAGAGAAUGUAGCGGAGACUACUGUUGUGUUGCCAGGCAGUGACGAUGAAGAUGCCGCUGCGCUGACGGAUGAGGAGUUCUGGCAGUUCUCCAGGGAGCAGGAGGAAGAUGAGGAUGAUGAAAAGGCGUACACGAACUCAGUCCAGAGGAAACAGGGGAAACGGGUGAGAUUUGAUGGAAUUAAUAUCUGGAAUGCAACCAAAUGGGUAGCCUGUUGUAACUGGUCAUUACUAUACGAGAGGGAGGGUAUAUCAUGGAGGGAGGGUAUAUCAUGGAGGGAGGGAGGGAGGGUAUAUCAUGGAGGGAGGGAGGGAGGGUAUAUCAUGGAGGGAGGGAGGGAGGGAGGGAGGGAGGGUAUAUCAUGGAGGGAGGGAGGGUAUAUCAUGGAGGGAGGGAGGGAGGGAGGGAGGGUAUAUCAUGGAGGGAGGGAGGGUAUAUCAUGGAGGGAGGGAGGGAGGGUAUAUCAUGGAGGGAGGAAGGGAGGGAGGGAGGGUAUAUCAUGGAGGGGAGGGAGGGUAUAUCAUGGAGGGAGGGAGGGAGGGUAUAUCAUGGAGGGAGGGAGGGAGGGUAUAUCAUGGAGGGAGGGAGGGAGGGUAUAUCAUGGAGGGAGGGGAGGAGGGAGGGUAUAUCAUGGAGGGAGGGAGGGUAUAUCAUGGAGGGAGGGAGGGAGGGUAUUCAGGGGGUGAGGGGGUAUAUCAUAGGAGGGAGGGAGGGAGGGUAUAUCAUGGAGGGAGGGAGGGAGGGUAUAUCAUGGAGGGAGGGAGGGAGGGUAUAUCAUGGAGGGAGGGAGGGAGGGGGUAUCAUGGAGGGAGGGAGGGAGGGAAGGGUAUAUCAUGGAGGGAGGGGAGGGAGGGUAUAUCAUGGAGGGAGGGAGGGAGGGAUGGGGUAUAUCAUGGAGGGAGGAGGAGGGAGGGUAUAUCAUGGAGGAGAGGAGGGUAUAUCAUGGAGGGAGGGAGGGAGGGAGGGUAUAUCAUGGAGGGAGGGAGGGAGGGUAUAUCAUGGCGGGAGGGAGGGAGGGAGGGAGGGUAUAUCAUGGAGGGAGGGAGGGAGGGGUAUAUCAUGGAGGGAGGGAGGGAGGGAUUAUCAUGGCGGGAGGGAGGGAGGGAGGGUAUAUCAUGGAGGGAGGGAGGGAGGGUAUAUCAUGGAGGGAGGGAGGGUAUAUCAUGGAGGGAGGGAGGGAGGGUAUAUCAUGGAGGGAGGGAGGGAGGGUAUAUCAUGGAGGGAGGGAGGGAGGGAGGGUAUAUCAUGGGUGUUUGGUUGAGGAUGAACUAUUUUAUGAUGUUUAGAAUGAUUGAAUUGACUCCAGAUCUGUCCACACAGUUCUCUGCGAAGAAGUUCUUCAAAGUGCAAAGGAAAAAUAAAGGUGUGUAAAACAACGAGGAUAUUCAUUAGUAGUGUUGUCACGAUACCAACAUUUUACUAAUGAUACGAUACCAGGCCGUGUAUCACAGGGGAAAUAUUCAGUGGCCUAGACUCCUGUUCGCCCCGUCCCUCGGACGCUUGUUCCCGUUCUCUAAACGUUAUGCGCACAUGUAACACAAAAGACCUGCCACUGAUAGUCACACUUCUACUCAAUGCAACACAUUUUGAAUUUAACUUCACACUGUAUAACAGAAUACUGCAUACAAUGGCUAAUUUGUUCAUAUUUGCAAAGGCCUACCUGUGAUUUGGCUGGAGGAAUGGGAGGAAGGAAUAUACAUGCAUCAUGAUCUGCAUGUCAUUGUGUCAGUCAGGGGAAACCACUGCAUAAUGAUCUGCAUGUCAUUGUGUCAGUCAGGGGAAACCACUGCAUAAUGAUCUGCAUGUCAUUGUGUCAGUCAGGGGAAACCACUGCAUAAUGAUCUGCAUGUCAUUGUGUCAGUCAGGGGAAACCACUGGAUAAUGAUCUGCAUGUCAUUGUGUCAGUCAGGGGAAACCACUGGAUAAUGAUCUGCAUGUCAUUGUGUCAGUCAGGGGAAACCACUGCAUAAUGAUCUGCAUGUCAUUGUGUCAGUCAGGGGAAACCACUGCAUAAUGAUCUGCAUGUCAUUGUGUCAGUCAGGGGAAAACACUGCAUAAUGAUCUGCAUGUCAUUGUGUCAGUCAGGGGAAAACACUGCAUAAUGAUCUGCAUGUCAUUGUGUCAGUCAGGGGAAACCACUGCAUAAUGAUCUGCAUGUCAUUGUGUCAGUCAGGGGAAAACACUGCAUAAUGAUCUGCAUGUCAUUGUGUCAGUCAGGGGAAACCACUGCAUAAUGAUCUGCAUGUCAUUGUGUCAGUCAGGGGAAAACACUGGAUAAUGAUCUGCAUGUCAUUGUGUCAGUCAGGGGAAAACACUGCAUGAAACCUACUUUCCUCCUCAGUUAACACAGACACCCCCCUUCCUCACACACUCUCUCUGUCUCCCUCACUUUCAUAAACACACACACACCACUCUCUCUGUCUCCUCCACUCUCUCUGUCUCCUUCACUCUCUCUCUGUCUCCUUCACUCUCUCUGUCUCCUUCACACUCUCUCUGUCUCCUUCACUCUCUCUCUCUGUCUCCCUCACUCUCUCUCUCUCCCUCACUCUCUCUCUCUGUCUCCCUCACUCUCUCUCUCUGUCUCCCUCACUCUCUCUCUCUCUCACUCUCUCUCUCUCUCUGUCUCACUCUCUCUCUCUGUCUCACUCACUCUCUCUCUCUGUCUCCCUCACUCUCUCUCUCCGUCUCCCUCACUCUCUCUCCGUCUCCCUCACUCUCUCUCCGUCUCCCUCACUCUCUCUCUGUCUCCCUCACUUUCAUAAACACACACACACACACACACACACACACACACACACCACUCUCUCUCCUCUCCCACAAACAUACACACACUGCUCCCAACUUUAAAAACGUUACGCACCAAACAAUGUAAGGAGCACCAGAAAGAGAGAUUUUUGAUAUAGUUAACCCUAUAUGAAUAUACACUGCUCAAAAAAAUAAAAGGGAACACUUAAACAACACAAUGUAACUCCAAGUCAAUCACACUUCUGUGAAAUCAAACUGUCCACUUAGGAAGCAACACUGAUUGACAAUACAUUUCACAUGCUGUUGUGCAAAUGGAAUAGACAACAGGUGGAAAUUAUAGGCAUUUAGCAAGACACCCCCAAUAAAGGACUGGUUUUGCAGGUGGUGACCACAGACCACUUCUCAGUUCCUAUGCUUCCUGGCUGAUGUUUUGGUCACUUUUGAAUGCUGGCGGUGCUUUCACUCUAGUGGUAGCAUGAGACGGAGUCUACAACCCACACAAGUGGCUCAGGUAGUGCAGCUCAUCCAGGAUGGCACAUCAAUGCGAGCUGUGGCAAGAAGGUUUGCUGUGUCUGUCAGCGUAGUGUCCAGAGCAUGGAGGCGCUACCAGGAGACAGGCCAGUACAUCAGGAGACGUGGAGGAGGCCGUAGGAGGGCAACAACCCAGCAGCAGGACUGCUACCUCCGCCUUUGUGCAAGGAGGAGCAGGAAGAGCACUGCCAGAGCCCUGCAAAAUGACCUCCAGCAGGCCACAAAUGUGCAUGUGUCUGCUCAAACGGUCAGAAACAGCCUCCAUGAGGGUGGUAUGAGGGCCCGACGUCCACAGGUGGAGGUUGUGCUUACAGCCCAACACCGUGCAGGACGUUUGGCAUUUGCCAGAGAACACCAAGAUUGGCAAAUUCGCCGCUGGCGCCCUGUGCUCUUCACAGAUGAAAGCAGGUUCACACUGAGCACGUGACAGACGUGACAGAGUCUGGAGACGCCGUGGAGAACGUUCUGCUGCCUGCAACAUCCUCCAGCAUGACCGGUUUGGCGGUGGGUCAGUCAUGGUGUGGGGUGGCAUUUCUUUGGGGGGGCCGCACAGCCCUCCAUGUGCUCGCCAGAGGUAGCCUGACUGCCAUUAGGUACCGAGAUGAGAUCCUCAGACCCCUUGUGAGACCAUAUGCUGGUGCGGUUGGCCCUGGGUUCCUCCUAAUGCAAGACAAUGCUAGACCUCAUGUGGCUGGAGUGUGUCAGCAGUUCCUGCAAGAGGAAGGCAUUGAUGCUAUGUACUGGCCCGCCCAUUCCCCAGACCUGAAUCCAAUUGAGCACAUCUGGGACAUCAUGUCUCGCUCCAGCCACCAACGCCACGUUGCACCACAGACUGUCCAGGAGUUGGCGGAUGCUUUAGUCCAGGUCUGGGAGGAGAUCCCUCAGGAGACCAUCCGCCACCUCAUCAGGAGCAUGCCCAGGCGUUGUAGGGAGGUCAUACAGGCACGUGGAGGCCACACACACUACUGAGCCUCAUUUUGACUUGUUUUAAGGACAUUACAUCAAAGUUGGAUCAGCCUGUAGUGUGGUUUUCCACUUUAAUUUUGAGGGUGACUCCAAAUCCAGACCUCCAUGGGUUGAUCAAUUUGAUUUCCAUUGAUAAUUUUUGUGUGAUUUUUUUGUCAGCACAUUCAACUAUGUAAAGAAAAAAGUAUUUAAUAAGAUUAUUUCAUUCAUUCAGAUCUAGGAUGUGUUAUUUUUUUGAGCAGUGUAGUUAGCCCUUUAUGAAUCCUACCGGUAUAUCAUGCAACACUCACGUAUUUACAAUACUUUACACAUUUUGAAAAAUAUUAGUUAUUAAUGUGUUCAGUGAACCCUGGGCAAAAUAUCAGCGUGACAUAUGAAACAAUGCAUCUCAUUUUCCACAGCUGUGCAAACACGUCCUCAUGGAACCAGCGUCGAUGUCACUCCUGAGUAAGUCCACAUUCACUUCCCUGAUGAUUCCACAAACAGGAUGUCAAAAUGUCUAAAGGGGAUCGUAACAUAACCGGGAACUAACUACCUUUUGAGACAUCCAUCUUUUCUUAAAACUAUACUGAACAAAAAUAUAAACGCAACAUGUAAAGUGUUGGUCCCAUGUUUCAUGAGCUGAAAUAAAAAGAUCCCAAACAUACAAAAAGCUUAUUUCUCUCAAAUGUUGUACACACAUUUGUUUACAUCCCUGUUAGUGAGCAUUUCUCCUUUGCCAAGAUAAUCCAUCCACCUGACAGGUGUGGCAUAUCAAGAAGCUGAUUAAACAGCAUGAUCAUUACACAGGUGCACCUUGUGCUGGUAACAAAAGGCCACUCUAAAAUGUGCCGUUUUGUCACACAACCCAAUGCCACAGAUAUCCCAAGUUGAGGGAGCGUGCAAUUAGCAUGCUGACUGCAGGAAUGUCCACCUCAGUGGUUGCCAGAAUUUAAUGUUAAUUUCUCUACCAUAAGCCGCCACUGUCGUUUUAGAGAAUUUGGCAGUACAUCCAACCGGCCUCACAACAGUACACCACGUGUAACCAACGCAGCCCACAUCCAGCUUCUUCACGUCUAAGAACCACCACCCGGACAGCUGAUGAAACUGUGGGUUUGCACAACCAAAUAAUUUCUGCACAAACAGUGACAAACCGUCUCAGGGAAGCUCAUCGUAUUCACCAGGGUCUUAACCUGACUGCAGUUCGGCAUCGUAACCAACUUCAGUGGGCAAAUGCUCACCUUCGAUGGCCACUGGCACGCUGGAGAAGUGUGCUCUUCGCAGAUAAAUCCCGGUUUCAACUGUGAACCGAGCUGGCAGUGGGGUUAGGGUAUGGGCAGGCAUAAGCUAUGGACAAUGAACACAACUGCAUUUUAUCGAUGGCAAUUUGAAUGCACAGAGAUACCGUGACAAGAUCCUGAGGCCCAUUGUCGUGCCAUUCAUCCGCCGCCAUCACCUCAUGUUACAGCAUGAUAAUGCACAGCCCCAUGUCGCAAGGAUCUGUACACAAUUCCUGGAAGCUGAAAAUAUCCCAGUUCUUCCAUGGCCUGCAUACUCACCAAUGAUAGGAGGCCGUCUGCGCUCUUUUAAAGGUCCUUACUACUGAAUAGUGUCUGUUCCAGGUGCGUAGGAGUCAAAUAAGAAUACUGGAAAAGAUGGAGACCAGCAUAAUGUCAAAAAAUGAAUAAAUCCAAAACUGAGGCUUGAAUGCAAAAUAAAGAUGUUUAUUAAAACAUCAUGGUGCCCAAAAAAUCAUAGUGCAUAAAUGAAAGGUGAAAACAAAACAGAUGUUUCGGCCUAAGGCCAUCCUCAGUGUAAAUUGUUGGCACACACACCUGGCUUUUACUUCAAGUAUAAUUGCAUAUGUCACAUCUUUAUUUUGCAUUCAAGCAUCAGUUUUGGAUUUAUUCCUAUUUUUCGACUGUGCCUCCAUCUCUUCCUGCAUACUCACCAGACAUGUCACCCAUUGAGCACGUUUGGGAUGCUCUGGAUCGACGUGUACGACGGCGUGUUCCAGUUCCCGCCAAUAUCCAGCAACAUUGCACAGCCAUUGAAGAGGAGUGGGACAACAUUCCACAAUCAACAGCCUGAUCACCCCUAUGCGAAGGAGAUGUGUCGCGCUGCAUGAGGCAAAUGGUGGUCACACCAGAUACUGACUGGUUUUCUGAUCAACACCCAUACUUUAUCUCUAUGCCCAGUCAUGUGAAAUCCAUAGAUUAGGGCCUAAUUUAUUUAUUUAAAUUGACUGAUUUCCUUAUAUGAACUGUAACUCAGUCAAAUCUUUUAAAUUGUUGCAUGUUACGUUUGUUUUUGUUCAGUGUAGUCUUAAGUGGCUUUUACAUUAACAGCACUUUGUGAUGAGCACAAUUUAGUUAAUUGUCACUUCACCUCCAUCCACAGGAAUGGUGACUUGUGUGUGAACAGAGACUGUCUCCUGCAGCUCUUCCGGUUGUGCAGGAAGUGUGGAUUUGAGUGCGAGGUCAGCUUGCAGGGCCAACAGAGGAGCUUCUCUGUCAUUCAGACGUGCCCAGUAUGCAGUCACACCAGGAAGUGGAUGAGCCAGCCUUCUGUUGCCGAGGAAACCUCUAGAGAAAGAGAGAAGGAGCUACUGAAUGGAGAGGUGGGUAUUUAGCUAUUUACCCAAAACACACCAUCACAGAACAUUUAUAGAAUGAUGUAGACAUGCUAAUAGCUGAUAGUGAAAUGUGUGUUUGUUUCUUUUCGUGAGGAACCAUGUAAGGACGGAGACCAGGAUGACAGUUGUUCGUUGACGAUGGAAAUCACUGAGGAGAUCUGUGACUAUGAUGAGGAAAGCGGUCAGUCCUCGGAGAGGGAGAACAAGAGGAAAAGGGGGAAGGAGAGAUCAGAUGAGACCGAGUGGGAGCCGUCUGAUGAGGAAGACAUUGUAAUGGACUCUGAUUCUUCUGAGGAUUUGGAAACGGCAGGUUCCUCUGGUCUAACAGAAGAGGCCAACAUUGAUAAUUGUCAGACCGGAAUAGAGAAAGAAGAGAGACUUGUGGAGUGGUGCACUGACUGUGGAGCCGAGCCUGUACUCGCCUGCACCACACAGCGCCAUAAGAAGCUGUACGCCUGUGGUGUGUGUGUGAGUGAGGUCCAACAAGCUGUUGGAUUUGACCAAUUCUACAUGCGCUUCGAGGACCCGGCCAGCUUCAAGGAACAUGUACGACGUCAACACAACACAAAACCUCAUUGGUUGCUCUGUACAGACUGCGGCAAGCGUCACUUCAAGAAGGAUCAUUUGUGCGAGCACAAGAUCAAGAGGCUCCGCUGUCGAGACUGUGGUAAACGCUGUCUGAGUGAGCAGGGUCUGUGGAGUCACAGACGUCUCCAUCAGAAAGGCCGUGUUUACCCAUGUAAGUUCUGCCUCAAGCCAUUCAGGACCAAACAGGACAAGCUUACCCACGAAGAGAACCAUCGGCAUCCUUAUCAGUGCUCAGAAUGCUCAGAAAUAUUCAAGAACAUUAGACUACGGAACAGACACCUUCAGAGCCACAGAGGUCCAAAGACAGCCGUCCACAGUGGCCAGAAGCCCCACACGUGCCAGGUCUGCCAACGCUCCUAUGCCCAGCUGCGCCACCUCAAGUCCCACAUGCGCAUCCACACAGCGGAGCGGCCCUUCAAGUGCCAGCAGUGUGAGAAGUUCUUCAAUCACAACGUCAGUCUGAAGAACCACUUCCAACGCCAUCAUGGCCCCGGCUCGAGGGAGAGUCGGGAGCAGGAGAGAGAGGAGGAGGAGAGAGAGCGCAAGCGUCACUUCAAGAAGGAUAAUUUGUGUGAGCACAAGCUCAAGAAGCUCUGCUGUCUAGACUGUGGUAAACGCUGUCUGAGUGAACAGGGUCUGAAGUGUCACAGACGUCUCCAUCAGAAAGGCCGUGUUUACCCAUGUAAGUUCUGCCUCAAGCCAUUCAGGACCAAACAGGACAAGCUUACCCACGAGGAGAACCAUCGGCAUCCUUAUCAGUGCUCAGAAUGCUCAGAAAGAUUCAAGAACAUUAGACUACGGGACAGACACCUUCAGAGCCACAGAGGUCCAAAGAGAUACAUUUGUGACAUCUGCGACAAACGUUUCUUCCAGCUUAAACACCUCCAGAAACAUACAGCCGUUCACAGUAGGCAGAGACCCCACAUGUGCCAGCUGUGCCAACGCUCGUUCACCGAAAAGAGACACCUCAGGGCCCACAUGCGCUCCAAGUGCCAGCAGUGUGACCAGUGUUUCAAUCGCAUAGUCCAUCUGAAGAUCCACAUCCAACGGCAUCAUGGCCCCGGCUCUCAGAAGCAGGGAGAGAGAGAAGGAGGGGGAGAGUCAGGAACCAAACUGUAG
Messenger RNA from Coregonus sp. 'balchen', 23229 nucleotides. The record is from the annotation of a GenBank genome assembly. Lineage: Eukaryota; Metazoa; Chordata; Actinopteri; Salmoniformes; Salmonidae.